GCGGGCAUCUCAUCAGCAUCAGCCUUUCACCAGGUGGAGUUCUGGGAGAGCAACCACUGGGAGUCGUCAACAACAGCUCAACUUGGCGUUACUCUGUGUCUAGGACAUGGCAGGAACAAGUGUCCUGAGACCGGCGUCACAGGCUCAUCUGAGCCUGCAGAGGAUAUUGACUGUGCUCCAGCCGAGUUCAACCUAGGACGGCCAUUCAAGGAGUUUACUGCCAGCAAGCAGCCACCCACCUCCAGCAAAGGUGGAGGGCAUGCUGAGACGAUCAUUGUGGUCGACAAGUCCGGUGUCUAUGAGUUUCCAGUUGUAUGGUGCACUUGUACUGACAAGCUACCACACAAACAACUCUUUGAUUUGCGACUGUAUCCGGCUUCACAAACCAACCCCAAGACCAUCUUCACCUUUGAUGUACUGGAUGACCUCUUGGUGUGCAACUUUGAAGGCAAAGAGGCCCCACACUCUUAUUUCCGGCGCCUCACCAGGAUGACCAAUGAGGCAUUUCUGGAUUCAGUCCCGGUAUGUAAUAUGUGUUUUCUCCGGCUGAAAACGCGCAAGAAGCAUGGACACGGGUAUGGAGACAGCAAGAUGGAAGCAGCAGGGGCAUCAUUGGCCACCACAUGUGUGGCAUGCCCCCACCCAGGUAUUAACCUGGACAAUGACUGGGAGAGUAAAGGCCUGGAAUGGUUGUACUAUGGGUGGGCGGUGGUGGAUGGCAACUUUAAGCAACAGAGCUACACGAUGAGAAGGCCAGAGAACAAUGUUCCACUAACUGACAGCCUGGGGUACACUGUCAACAAAGCAAACUAUCAGGCUCACUUGGCCACAGCCAAAGAAACCCCUCACAAAUCCACUUGCAAUAAUCAUCGAGCAGUAUCCCAAGCCGGUCAGAGACGGAACCACCUGGCCGUCACUGGUCUAGCCGCCCUUGUGUGUGCACAGCAUGGCCUGUGGUUUGCAAGCUUGGUGGUUGACUUUCUGCUAGGGGAAAGACAAGCCUACAUUGACUAUGCGCUAUGCAUAGUGCUUCAGCAGCUCCGGAAGCACAAAAGGGUGUAUCUGUUCUAUGACAUUGUAUGCCAAUACCUUGUCAAACUACAGCAGUGGAUCAAAGACUCACCCCACCUCACCAUUCCUGAACACCUCAAGAUCAUUCCAGCGAUCAGCGAGUGGUUGCAACGACUGGUAACUGCCUAUGCCGGACACUCCGACAAGGUCACUGCCAAUGAUGCUGUCUUCAAGGUUGAUAUCCGCAAGCUCCCUUCCAGGGCCACCACCGGCCUUGAAGUGACCCAGGCAAAAGAGGAAUUGACUGGGUGCCUUAUUCGUAUAAUCGAAGAGUUCCUUGAGGACGCACCCAAGUACAUGGGUAACUUGCUGAUUGGCGCUGUGACUGACAAGCCAUAUGUGGUUGAUAUUGCCUCUGGUAUCAUGGACAGCGCCGAAGAAGGUGACGAGGAUGGUACUGAUGGCAUCCCUUAUGACCCAGAGGACGAGGAAGAGACCAAUGCUGCGUUGUUGGAGCCAGAGACAAGAACAAUCAGUCUUCUAUCUGCAUUCGGGUGCAGCACUUGCCUUGAACAUGGCUUGGAUAAAGUUAUAGAGGCUGAAAUGACACUCCGGACUGGCCAGGCCAACAAUGCAGUGGAGAAGAUCCGGCACCACAUUGGCCAUCAGUCUCUUAUCUGGCACAAGGAGGUCAGAGAAUCCCGGGGCAGUCAGCACCAGGGCGGAUUGGCUCGCAGUAAGCUUGAUGUCCAGAGUGCCAAGGUCAAUCUGCAGAGGCUCUAUUACAACCACGCCCGGAAGGCAAUGCUGGAACUCAAAGGCCCCAAGGACAACAUCACCAAGUACCAGGUCAUGACAAGGCAGGACCUCAAGGCCUCAACAGCAGAGCUCCGGCCAGAUGCCACUGGACUGCGCCAUGAGGGCCUAUCAUGGCUGUGGACUCUGGAUGUUGAUACAAUGUUGGCUAGUCCGGAUGGGGACACUCUGUUGAAUGAAUGUGAGUCUGGUAUCUCUCCGGAAAGACUCUGUACUGAUGCUUGUCAGUUGCAUGGAUGCACUGGACAAAGGCCAGGUGCCGGACUGACAGGGCCAUGGAGGAGCUGA
Messenger RNA from Coniophora puteana RWD-64-598 SS2, 2115 nucleotides. RefSeq lists its product as uncharacterized. The transcript has 8 exons. The record is from RefSeq and is a predicted model, not a curated record. Lineage: Eukaryota; Fungi; Basidiomycota; Agaricomycetes; Boletales; Coniophoraceae. The annotation marks the transcript as partial.